AUGCCUGCGCCUCUGGAGGAUGCAGUUCCUGCAUCUGGACAAUGGCCCGUUGACCCUCAGGAUGAUGUGCCCAUAUCCGAGGAUCGUAUCUGGGUAGAUGGUUGCUUUGACUUUAGCCACCAUGGACAUGCUGGGGCCAUGCUUCAAGCCCGUAGACUGGGGAAUGAAUUAUACGUUGGGGUACACUCCGAUGAAGCAAUCCUUGAGAACAAGGGCCCGACAGUAAUGACGUUGGAGGAGCGAGUAGCCGCGGUGCAAGCCUGCCGCUGGGCUUCUUGCUGUGUUCCACAAGCCCCAUAUGUGACCUCUCUUCCUUGGGUGUCACACUAUGGCUGUCAGUAUGUCGUCCAUGGCGAUGAUAUAACUUCUGAUAGCAAUGGAGAGGACUGUUAUCGCUUUGUAAAAGCAGCUGGGCGCUUUCGAGUGGUCAAAAGAACUCCUGGGAUCUCAACAACUGAUCUCGUGGGCCGUAUGCUCUUAUGUACCAGAGGACAUUUCGUCAAGGAUGUGAAUGAUACACUUGCAGGAUUGGAGGGGUCUGGAAAUCAGGAAGAAAGAAAACAAUUUGGGGCGGAGCUCAUGCAAAGAAUUCAAGAUUACGCAACCGAUGAGAGUGGCCUGCAGCCUGGUCCCGAGGUCUGGGCUUGGAAUGGCUCAAAGUCGGCAAAGCUUAGCAACACGGUUGAAGAAGCCGGCACGUUCAAAACACUGGUGAAAGGGAAGCCGCCGAAACCAGGGCAGCGCAUUGUUUAUGUGGAUGGAGGUUUUGACCUCUUCUCCUCUGGUCAUAUUGAAUUUCUCCGGCAAGUAUUGGCCCUUGAGGAAUCGGAAGGCCGUCAACGGGGUUGGUAUGAUGCGCAGCAGAUAGAGGAGAGGCUCCAAAAGUUUGGGGAAGAUUAUCCUCCCGCAUAUGUCGUUGCUGGGAUUCACGAUGAUGAUGUGAUCAAUCAUUGGAAAGGUUUCAACUACCCUAUCAUGAACAUUUUUGAACGAGGACUCUGUGUCCUUCAAUGCCGUUACAUACAUGCCGUUAUCUUCUCUGCACCCUUCUCUCCAAGCCAAUCUUAUCUGGAGGCUAUGCCAUUAGGCGUCCCGGAUGUCGUCUAUCAUGGACCGACAACUUUCAUUCCACUGACCUACGAUCCUUAUACUGCUCCUAAGAGGAUGGGAAUUUUCAAAGAAACAAGCACACAUCCUUUCCAACAUGUCAAUGCCGGUGAUAUUGUUAGAAGAAUUUUAAAGAGCCGUGAGGCUUACGAGGAGCGACAACGUGCCAAAUUACAGAAGGGCAUAGUUGAGGACCUUGUUAAAUCUCAAGAAGAGUGCAUAGAGGAGAAAGGCAAUGCAAGAUGA
Messenger RNA from Aspergillus clavatus NRRL 1, 1353 nucleotides. RefSeq names its product ethanolamine-phosphate cytidylyltransferase. NCBI's taxonomy places the organism in Eukaryota, Fungi, Ascomycota, Eurotiomycetes, Eurotiales, Aspergillaceae. Gene Ontology annotation, molecular function: ethanolamine-phosphate cytidylyltransferase activity. Gene Ontology annotation, biological process: phosphatidylethanolamine biosynthetic process. Gene Ontology annotation, cellular component: cytoplasm. Bases 1 to 1353 code for a protein of 450 amino acids. The record is from RefSeq and is a predicted model, not a curated record. The transcript is spliced from 4 exons.